This is a messenger RNA of Alligator sinensis (Chinese alligator), 724 nucleotides long. It is a transcript of the gene GNRH2, whose product is annotated as gonadotropin releasing hormone 2. Bases 208 to 468 code for a protein of 86 amino acids. Gene Ontology annotation, molecular function: hormone activity. Gene Ontology annotation, cellular component: extracellular region. The transcript has 4 exons. The record is from RefSeq and is a predicted model, not a curated record. Gene Ontology annotation, biological process: multicellular organism development. Lineage: Eukaryota; Metazoa; Chordata; Crocodylia; Alligatoridae.
AGGGGGAUUAAACGUAUCCCGUGCCUCGUCAGACGGCAGCCUGCAGCGAGCGUCAGCCUGCAGUCCCCACGGAGGGGAGCCCGGUGACACGGCCGUAUAAAUAUCGACAGUGCGCGGGGCUGGCAGCAGUCGAGCCUCAGGACAGAGCCAGGCGGAUCCAGGGCAGGAGUGCACUGUGCCAGCCACCCCCACCCCACAGACAGCGCCAUGGCAUGCCCGAGGUCCCUCCUGCUCCUGCUUGUCCUCCUGUUGGCCAUCGGCGUGCCCCUGGCACGAGCCCAGCACUGGUCCCACGGCUGGUACCCCGGCGGGAAGAGGGAGCUGGACUUGUCGCAGGCACCACAGGCUUCAGAAGAAAUCAAGAUCUGUGGCGGGGAAGAGUGCGCUUACGUGAGGAGCCCAAGGAUGAACGUUGUGAAGACCCUGCUGGCUGACAUGCUGGCACGGCAGCUGCAGAAGAAGAAGUGAGCCCCCACAGCCUGCUCAUGAAAUGCUUGCCUGCCCCGCAGCCCUCCCCGUCAUCUCCUUUGCAGCUUGGUGUCGUGUCUGUGGAUCCCGUGCGUGCGUGCGGUGGGGUGAGAACGGGGGAAGGCCUCAGCUUGCCCGACUCGACGGCUGAGAGCACAGGUAACGAGCAAGGCUCGGGGUCCAUCUCCGAGCGAGGACCUGCCUGGUCUCCCUCACGCCCUCCUGUAACUCCACCAUGUUGAAUAAAAGACUUUAU